Messenger RNA from Diaporthe citri, 990 nucleotides. RefSeq lists its product as uncharacterized. Bases 1 to 990 code for a protein of 329 amino acids. Lineage: Eukaryota; Fungi; Ascomycota; Sordariomycetes; Diaporthales; Diaporthaceae. Gene Ontology annotation, cellular component: lysosome. The transcript has a single exon. The record is from RefSeq and is a predicted model, not a curated record. Gene Ontology annotation, molecular function: palmitoyl hydrolase activity; thiolester hydrolase activity.
AUGCUUUCAAAAUAUUUAUUGACUUUCGGGUCGCUGGUCGCCCAGUCUAUUGCUUUCCCCAGCUUCCAGCGACCUCUGGCCGCCGCCUCCGACGAUGAUGACGACGACACCCCUCUUCCUCUGAUUAUCUGGCACGGCCUGGGUGACUCCUACGGAAACAAGGGCCUGCAGGAAGUUGCUGCCCUCGCCGAGGAGGUCAACCCCGGGACCCUCGUCUACUUCGUGAAGCAGGGCUCCGACGCAAACGGCGACCAGCGCGCCACCUUCUUCGGCAACCUGAACGACCAGGUCGACAAGCUCUGCACCGACCUGGCCGCCGAUCCCAUCAUCUCCACCGCGCCCGCCGUCGACGCCCUCGGCUUCUCCCAGGGCGGCCAGUUCCUGCGCGCCUACGUCGAGCGGUGCAACUUCCCGCCGGUCCGCUCCCUCGUCACCUUCGGCAGCCAGCACAACGGCAUCACCGAGUUCAACGAGUGCUCGCCCACCAACUUCCUUUGCAAGGGCGCCAUGGCCCUGCUCAGGGGCAACGUGUGGUCGUCCUACGUGCAGCACAACCUCGUCCCCGCCCAGUACUACCGCCCCACGGGCAGCGAGGCCGACUACGAGAGCUACCUCGACAACUCCAACUUCCUGGCCGACAUCAACAACGAGGGCUCGGAGAAGAGCCUGGCAUACAAGAAGAACCUGGCGAAGCUCGAGAAUCUCGUCCUCUACAUGUUUGAGGAGGACAAGACCGUCAUCCCCAAGGAGACCAGCUGGUUCUCCGAGGUCAACGGCACCGAGGUCACCCCGCUGCGCGCCCGCCGCAUCUACGAGGAGGACUGGAUCGGCCUCAAGGAGCUCGACCGCAACGGCGGGCUCAAGUUCCGCGUCGCGCCUGGCGAGCACAUGCAGCUCGAGGUCGAGCUGCUCAACAGCACGUUCAGCGAGUUUUAUGGGCCAUACAAGAAGACCUUCACUAGGGAUGUCGUGGUUGAGGAUGAGCUUUGA